Molecule: messenger RNA, 969 nt
Organism: Pestalotiopsis fici W106-1
Lineage: Eukaryota; Fungi; Ascomycota; Sordariomycetes; Amphisphaeriales; Sporocadaceae
Exons: 1
Coding region: 1-969 (322 amino acids)
Source: RefSeq, a predicted model, not a curated record
AUGAACUACGACUACAAAUUUGACCUUGACGACAACUGUCCCACCGAAGUUCCCUUCUGUCCCAUCAAUCCUUCAGACUUGGAUUUGAACCUUGUUCCCCGCUAUCUUUUUCGUGUGUUCUCUCGAGACAGUUCGGGAUGGAAUAGCAGCAAGUGGAUGAGAUCGGAAGCUGCUUUACAUACCAAGGUCAAUGAUAUAUUCACGCGAGACGACACCUCGGGUAUCGCCAUUGCCUUGAACGAACACAUACGGUGGCAGUUCAACACGCCAAUACGCCAUCGCGUAUUUAUAUCAUGGACAGCCUCGCUUGCUUUUGCCAUUCAAUUGGCAAUCCACAAGCACAAGCGAGAAAGACUAUCGUUACAUGAAAUCUACAUAUGCGUUCUUGAUACCGCAAUGUUCCCAUCUGGAACUUUUGUCAGAGACCUCACGCUCAUGAAAGAAUUCAAAUCCAAAGUUCCAGAUACUCAAAAUAUAAGGUUCAACGGGUCUCAGACAACGUGGAGUAGACGUGGACUCGAGGCCAUGUACCGCAGCCAUAUCAAAGGCCGCUGUUAUGACUUUGCCGAGUACCUUGCUCAAGGCCAGCUUCGCGUCAAGGGCCGGUCAACAGUGCUAUCUUGUGACAAGGUCAUAAAUGCAAAUUUGUUUGCAUUGGCGCCGCAUUGCGAAAGAUCUCUGGGCCGCAGGGAUAACGGGCUUGCCAAUGAAGUUCACUCAGGCCGCGCAUCAUUUGCUGCCGACAGUCCUCGAUCUAUAACGCUCAAUGAGUACACAUCAGCUGUCAGGAUUGCACAGGAAUUCCCGACUCGUUGGCGCAUCAUGAUGAUCGCUAGUCUUCUCGCCCUCCAUUGUCGUCCAACGAGCGAUUCUGUGCAUAUUCCAGUUGAACCUACCCUAUCGAAAGGUGAGAUGAUCCGAUCUCGCAAAAUGGAAUUGACUUGUCAUCUGACAGUUCACAGUCGAUGA